GUUUUUAAAAAUGGUUGCACGUUCAAUCUAUGUUCGGGGAGUUCCGCCCGAUGCAAGCUCCAGUGAUUUGAUGGAGCAUUUUGAAGAGUAUGGAAAAGUGAAUGACAUUUAUAUUCCAAAGUCGUACCACAAUGGUCGUCCACGUGGAUUUGCCUAUGUCAAAUUCGAUAAACAAGAGGAUGCCGAGCUAGCAAUGGAGAAAAUUCCUUCUAUUGUUAUCCUUGGUCAAACAUUAAACGUUGAAUGGGCUACUGGGGAAAGAAAAACUUCUAAUGAUAUGCGCCGUGCUGAUGAUCGUAGCGGCAGAUAUCGUUCCAAUCGGUACCAUUACGAUGAUGAUGAUUACUAUUCUUCCCAUAGACGCGAUGGUGGCCGUGAUCGAUACCGUGACAGUAGUCGUGAUCGAUACCGCGAUAGUAGCCGUGACCGAUAUCGCGAUAGUAGUCGUGACCGAUAUCGCGAUAGUAGUCGUGACCGGUACCGUGAUAGCAGCCGUGACCGAUAUCGCAACAGUAGUCUUGAACGAGGCCGAGACAGAGACUACGGACGUGAUCGUGACUAUGGUAGGGAGAGAGACUCUCGUCGUCGCUCACGUUCGCAUAGCCGAUCUCCUCAUCAUUCGUCAUCUGCAAGGGAUAAGAGUCCUGAAAAUCGAUCUCGCUGAUACAACUUUUGUCAAUAGCAGUGGGUUUCAAGUUUUUAUCGUUUAACUAUAGUUGGGAUUGAAACCUGUCUGCGGUGAGUGUUUUUUCAAUCUCCUAUUCUGAUUAUUGGAAAUAAAAAAAAAUCGAGAU
Messenger RNA from Batrachochytrium dendrobatidis JAM81, 794 nucleotides. RefSeq lists its product as uncharacterized. NCBI's taxonomy places the organism in Eukaryota, Fungi, Chytridiomycota, Chytridiomycetes, Rhizophydiales. The transcript has 6 exons. The coding region runs from base 11 to 664 and encodes 217 amino acids. The record is from RefSeq and is a predicted model, not a curated record. Gene Ontology annotation, molecular function: mRNA binding.